AUGGUCGACCCGUCAGUCCCCCAGCCUGGCCCGGCGCGACUGAAGCCCAAUGCCGGCCCAGACGAGUGGCUAGAGGCAGCGAAAAACUGCAAGUACUUGUCGGAACACCACAUGAAGCAGUUAUGUGAGCUGGUCAAGGAAUACAUGAUGGAGGCUGGUGGGAUGCCCGGUGACACUCGUCCUGCCGCCCCUUCCACCCAAGCGCCGAUAAUAACAUCCGAAGACAUCGAGCCCCCGUCAACCAUCACAGAUCCGAAGUUGAAGCGAAGACUACGGAAGAGUUCACCGCCCAACUCUGUAAUUGAGGAUGAUGGCGACGAAGAGACGGGCGGCCAAGCAACAGAGUCGAAAGGAGAUGAUGAGACCGGGGAAGAAGACAAGAGCGCUUCUCCCAUCGGCAACUUCAUCUUCCUAGGCGACUAUGUGGAUAGAGGGUAUUUCAGCCUGGAAACGCUGACGUUACUGCUCUGUUUGAAAGCGCGGUAUCCGAAUAAAAUCACUCUCGUGCGGGGGAAUCAUGAGUCGAGGCAGACCACGCAGGUGUACGGCUUUUAUGACGAAUGUGUGCAGAAAUACGGCAAUGCAUCGGUAUGGAAGGCAUGUUGUCAGGUGUUUGACUUUAUGACUUUGGGCGUUAUCGUUGAUGGCAAGGUGUUGUGUUUACACGGCGGGCUGAGCCCGGAGAUUCGAACGCUGGACCAGGUGCGUAUCGUGGCGAGGGCGCAGGAGAUUCCGCAUGAGGGUGCGUUCUGUGAUCUUGUCUGGUCUGAUCCAGAUGAGACGGAGGAUCUAACAUGGGCCGUCAGUCCUCGUGGAGCUGGUAAGAUUGACCUUUCCUUGACUGCUUACAUGUCGUUUUGUCCAAAGGAGAGGGCCGACGAGUUCUGCGCUGUGAACGACCUUAAUCUGAUUGCCCGAGCUCAUCAGCUUGUCAACGAAGGAUACAAAUACCACUUUGACAGCCAGGCCAUGGUCACGGUCUGGAGUGCACCGAACUACUGCUACCGCUGCGCCAACAUGGCGAGUGUAUGUGAGGUGCGAGAAGACCUCAAGCCGGUCUUCAAGCUCUUUGCUGCCGUGCCCGCGGAGAUGAGACAUGUUCCUGCCUCCCGGCCGCAGAAAGCAGAGUACUUCCUUUAA
Trichophyton verrucosum HKI 0517 is the source of this 1140-nucleotide messenger RNA. RefSeq lists its product as uncharacterized. Gene Ontology annotation, biological process: G1/S transition of mitotic cell cycle; peptidyl-serine dephosphorylation. The record is from RefSeq and is a predicted model, not a curated record. NCBI's taxonomy places the organism in Eukaryota, Fungi, Ascomycota, Eurotiomycetes, Onygenales, Arthrodermataceae. Gene Ontology annotation, cellular component: cytoplasm. Gene Ontology annotation, molecular function: protein serine/threonine phosphatase activity. Bases 1 to 1140 code for a protein of 379 amino acids. The transcript has 3 exons.